AUUAGUUCAAGGAAUUAGCAAAUCAAACUAUCAAACUACGCACUUUCGGUAGUCAGGAAUUUGACAGCUAGCCGCCACGGUGGUUAUACGUAUAUCCCCCCGCCAAGCCGGCGUCUUUUAUACAGAUACAGACUCCCUCCAACCACGUUGCCGAAUACCGAUGAUCUCCACUCAGGGGUAACUAAAUAUAUGUGUAUAUAAGACGAUGGGCCAUUUCUACGACAUUCUCAUAUUAGCGUCACAACUGCGGAUAAUCACCUGGAAUCUUCAUCGCACCUUUGCCCUAACAUAAAUAUGGCUGUCAAAGGUAUCAAGGACGACGGAGGUUCCUCGGAUGAUAUUCAGAACAUAGAAGAUGCCAUCACUCCUACGGAUCUCGAUCCAAAAGCGGACAAGAAGCUCCUGCGUCGCCUCGACCUACAUGUCCUACCAUGGCUGUGUCUUCUUUAUGCUCUAUCUCUAUUUGACAGAAACAGCAUUUCUACCGCAAAGAUAACAGGCUUAGUGGACGACCUAAAGCUUGUUGGCAACCACUAUUCAGUUGCACUCCUAUCUUUCUUCCCGACCUAUAUUCUAAUCGAACUUCCUGCCAACACGCUCAUUCGCAAAUUCGGACCCAAAAGAAUGUUAACGGGCAUGAUUAUCUGCUGGGGUACUGUGGCCAUGUGCUUUGGAUUUGUGAAUACAUUCAGCCAAUUAAUUGCUCUAAGAGUUUUACUUGGCAUCUUUGAAGGCGGGUUCAAUCCUGCUUGCGUCUAUCUAAUAUCGUCUUGGUACAAGCGAUACGAGGUACAGCAACGCAUAGCUAUCUGGUACAUUUCCGGAUCCUUCAUAUCCGGUUUCAGUGGCAUUAUAUCCUACGGUUUAAGCAGCAUGGAGGGUGUCGGUGGUCUGCGUGGAUGGCGCUGGAUUUUUAUCAUCCCAGGAAUUCUCACUAUCUGCAUGGCCGUUCCGAUUUACCUGUUCGUCUCCGACUUUCCCGAGAAGGCAACAUGGCUUAGACCCAAUGAGCUGGCGCGAAUUCAGUCUCGGCUCGAGGAGGAUAGAGGGGAGAAGAUGGAAGACAAAAUCACGCGCAAGGUCCUCAUCGAAGUCUAUUCUGAUUGGAAACUAUGGGUUUUAUCGCUACUACAUUUCUUCAUCACUUCUGGAGCGUAUGCCAUGUCGUUCUUUACUCCAUCAAUCCUCAGGGGUUUUGGUUACGACGUAGCAUUGAGUCAAAUACUUGUCACCCCGCCGUAUGUCUGUGCAGCUCUCUGUGCCAUUGGAAGCUCGAUCUUAGCCGACAGAUAUCGCAAGCGUAGUCCAUUUCUCGUUGGGUUUAUGAUGCUAGCAAUACUUGGCAUUGUACUAAUUGGUUGGGGCCACAAUACCGGUAUGAAGCUUACAGGAGUGUUUUUCGCUAUUACGGGUACGACUUGUGCUACUCCAGCUGUGCUGGCGUUUAUGGUCAACAACAUCGUUGGAUCCGCGAAGCGCCAAGCUGGAAUCCCACUUCAACUCAUGUUUGGUGGCCUUGGUGGGGUUGCUCCUUCGCUGUGGUUCAGAAAUCAGGAUGCUCCAUACUAUAUGCCUGGGCUGUAUGCCUCACUCACCUCGUUCUCCAUGUGCGCGAUUGGCGCUGCAUCGAUGGCGCUCUAUUACCGCAAUCAAAACCGAAAGGCCGAUAAGUACGGAAUAAUUCUUGAGGGACUAGAGGGAUUUCGAUAUACUCUGUGAACAAGACGAACCAAACUGUUGUUGGGGGGGGCCGAGCUGCGCAGGCAGACUGUACCUUUCGGAUUUUCCUACCACGCUCAUAAACCGUGGAUGCGCGGAGAUGAUGCGGAAAUAGGGAUGAGGAAGAUGAAAAGGG
Messenger RNA from Pseudogymnoascus verrucosus, 1855 nucleotides. RefSeq lists its product as uncharacterized. Bases 295 to 1719 code for a protein of 474 amino acids. Gene Ontology annotation, biological process: transmembrane transport. Gene Ontology annotation, molecular function: transmembrane transporter activity. Gene Ontology annotation, cellular component: membrane. The record is from RefSeq and is a predicted model, not a curated record. The transcript is spliced from 2 exons. NCBI's taxonomy places the organism in Eukaryota, Fungi, Ascomycota, Leotiomycetes, Thelebolales, Thelebolaceae.